AUGAACAAGCAUCCUUGCGAUCCAAGAACAAGCCAUCCUGUCCUGUCCCACCCUGAUGGGAUCCCGCCGUUUUCACCCUCUGGAAUUACUCUCCUUCGCAGGGAGGAAAACGGGACUCCAAGUGUUGUGCGUGGGUUUUCCCGCGUGAAAGCUCUUAAAGAGAAGCUUUGCGAGAAUGAUAAUUUCCACUGGAUUCAUGAUCUAUGUUACCUACACCGGGGACAUGCUGACGGAUACUUUUGGAUCUUCAACCAGAAAGAUGAGCUCCCGGGGCACAUCUAUGAAGAACUCAAGUGUUCAUUUCGAAUAGAAGUUGUGACAGCAACGAAUGAUAGUGAAUCAGUUCAGGAAUCAACGAACGAAAGUGAAUCAGUUCUGGAAUCAACGUGGCUCUAUCAAGCUCAAGAACAUAUCAAGAGUAUAUACCGAGAUUGGGAGAGUCCACAAACAACUCGCCUUGUUCCGCCAGUCGAGGACAUAAAUGGAUGGAUCAAUGCAGCGAAGUCUGCUGGGGAAGAGUCUGAAAGGACCCUACUUCGUCAUUUAUGUGAAAUGGGGAAAAUAAACAAAAUGCCAAUGUUCAUCACAUAUAACCGUAACUUUGUCCACCUUAUAGAGAGAAGAAAUAAAGGGGGUGGACUUGAAGGCAUCCUAGUAUGCGGAGAACACGAUAUCGUGCUGAUACAUCGCCACAUUGGAAUCAUCUUCAUUCAAGUUAAGAAUCUUGAUACUGAGCAGACCGGAAACAAACUCACAAAAGCAUUGGAGAGAAACAUCCAAACAGCUGAAGAGCAGCUUGAGAAAGAUUUGCGCAGUCUGGAGGCUGCCACGAGGGAAUGUGGAUUGACAGGUAUGAACGUAUCGCUCCGUAUCAUAGCACUCACAAAUGCGAAAAGAGAUCAAGUAGCAGGAACAUCACAUGGUGCCAAUACUGUCUUCCUCUGCGCCGAAGACAAUGAGUCAGCAGAGACCAUGGAACGAUGGUGGCAUCAGCAUAUUCUCCAGUCGCAACUUGCUGAAAUCCCUCCUAUUGAUUCCAGAACCUACCUUCAGCUCGUGGCAAUAUACAUCGGCCCUAUAUAUGCAACCCCGGCCUACACUGCGCGAUUGACGAUUGAGAGGUUGAACUUCCUAACUGCAGACAAACUGGACAUGUUGGUGAAUGGAGCAAAGGAUUUUGUCUUCAAAGGUGCAGCUGGGACCGGGAAGACGUGGUUACUCCAGGAAAAGAUCCGAAACAUCUUCAUGUCAUGGUUCUCCAAUGGACCCAUCACGGACAAGGACGAAAAGAUCCUGCUCGUCUGUCGAAAUAACCUACUUACCUCGCACUUGCGUAAGACGAUUCCCGACCUCCUUCUGACGUCCGCCGCCCCUGUGCCCAGAAGACAUAUCGAAAAGGAAAAGGAAAAAGACGAAAUGCAGAUGGUACGGCAGAUUCUACGCAACAAUCUCUUCAUUUGCUCCUUGGAGCCUUACGAGCAAGAAUUAGGGGUUGGUGUGUUGAAAGGGAAGAAGGCAAACGACGAACUAACAGAUGGAGAAUGCAAAGAAAAUGAAUACAAUGAUCUCCAGAAUAAAGGUCUCGUAUCAAAGGUGAGGAAUGCAACAUGGGAGAUUGUUAUACUCUUUGAGAUCCUCGGAAGAUCAGUGGCAGUCAUGUCACCUGGAAAUAGAGGAAGAUGGCCACUCAAGGCUUCGGUCAUCGGACGUCUCUUCCAGUCCUUCAGUCCGUCAGUUGAAGCGCUGAAGUUCUUGGCUUCUAGCAUCGAAGUCAUGGCAUUUAAGAAAGCAAUUGCUUUUCAGCUCUAUUUAGAAAGAUACGUCGGUCCAUCAAUGCUUGGAAUCACUAUGAGGUUGUCUGCGUGUUCGGCCGUCAUCGCAGAAAUGCCUGCAGAGAUGCAGCACGACCUACUCGUGGACAUGGAAAGUAUUCUGAAGACCAGAAAACCAGCAUUCCUCCACAUCUUCGUCGACGAAGCUGAAGACUUAUGCCAUGCUUUUUCUGACCAAUGGUUGACCUCACUCCGUCAUCUGCACAAGGAAUGUGGAGGGUACUUUUGGAGGGCCUAUGACCCCCUUUCAUUGCCAGAGUUACCGGUUACGUUGAGGAAGGAGGUUGGCAUUGCUCGUUCUUUACUUAGAGUGAUGAGGAACCCGAGAUCAGUGUUGGACACCUGGACUGGAGAUGAGGAUUCACUGGGAAGAGACGAAGACUUGACACGUUCAAGCCUCAGUGACCCAACGUAUAAAAGGGAAUAUAUUAUUUCGGGGCACGAUGUGCGGGGUCCCAAGGUGUUAACGUUUGACGUCCCCAGUUCCAUCCUAUCCGAAGAGAUCCAGAGGAUCCUAUUAGAUAAGUUCGGGAAUUGGACAUACGUCAGGGACGUCGCCAUCCUCUUCGCUGACCCAGCGGAUUUUUUCAUCCACGGGGAACGGCUGAGGAAGGAAAUGGAGGAGAAAAUACGCGAUUCUUCCGGACCCAUCUUCAUUCACCGUGUAGAUUCUUUCAAGGGAAUGGAAGCUGCGAUCGUGUUCUUGAUUACUAACGAAAAAGCAAAGAGGGGGAGCAGGUUCUACAUGGGAGCAUCACGCAGCACCUCCUACCUCUUUCAAAUCUCCUUAGAACCUACCGUCGAAGAGGACGCAGCUGCCGAGACGUCACUCAUGGAAGGUGUUCUUAAGGCCUUGCCAGAUGAUGCGCCUGCUGAAGAAAAGAACGCAUGGGAAAGUAAAUGCCGCCGCGUUCUUCUCAUGAAGAAUUUGUAG
Messenger RNA from Darwinula stevensoni, 2766 nucleotides. The record is from the annotation of a GenBank genome assembly. NCBI's taxonomy places the organism in Eukaryota, Metazoa, Arthropoda, Ostracoda, Podocopida, Darwinulidae.